Messenger RNA from Pyrus x bretschneideri (Chinese white pear), 1922 nucleotides. RefSeq names its product F-box/LRR-repeat protein At4g14103-like. Gene Ontology annotation, molecular function: protein binding. Lineage: Eukaryota; Viridiplantae; Streptophyta; Magnoliopsida; Rosales; Rosaceae. The record is from RefSeq and is a predicted model, not a curated record. Bases 171 to 1763 code for a protein of 530 amino acids. The transcript has 4 exons.
AAACAGAACCACGGCCCGGCUCAUUGACGACUCCAUAGCCGAAGAAGAAGUGAUUCAGCUACUACCAUACCACCUGUAAGUGAUUUGUGUGCAGAACAUCCGAUUUUCUGAAAAGUUCGAUUUCAACUUCGGUUUCAAUUUCGAAUUUCUCUCUAAUUGAAAGGAUUAUCAUGGGGCACAAUCAUACGCCCCCGGCAUCUGUAGGUUGUGAAGCUGAAGGAAUUCCCUCUGAAAGUGGAGUAGACAGAUUUAGCGAUCUUCCGGACGAAGUUGCUCAUCAUAUUCUUUCCUUGCUUAAUUUCAGAGACCUCACUCGAGUGGGUGCUCUGUCCAAAAGAUGCAGACAAUUUCAUCUCUCAGUUCCGGUAGUGGAUUUUGGUACAGUUUGGUGGAAAGAUGUAAAACAAGUGGAUCUAGCGAGGCUGGUGACUUCUUUUGAUAGAUUCUUGCAUCUUCGUGGACAUAACAGGAUGCAACGAGUCCGCAUCGGCUUGAGAUUCUCUACAAGCGAAGAAGAGAAGAAAGUUUCUGAUGAUCUUUCUCAAGUGGUACUCAACUGGAUUCGUACUGCAGUGAGGUGUAAUGUUGAAGAGCUUGAUCUCUUUUUCGUACACUCUGUUACCAGUACGUUUUCGUUGCCAUCUUCCAUCUUCCAUUCUCAAUCCUUGCGCUCUCUAUCGGUGUCCAUGGAUAUAAUCAAGUCACCGGUUGUUGAAGCGCCGUCUCUAUACUUUUCUAGUAAUCUGCGUUACUUAUCAUUGAGUUAUGUUAAAAUAGUAGAUGAGAGUAUUUUCAAAUGGAUCUCAUGCUGCUGCAAAUGCCUCAAGGAGUUACUUCUUAGUUCUAUCGAAGGCGUACAAAAUAUCUCCAUUGAAAGUUCGUCUUUGGAAUCCUUCUCUUUUUUCAAUUAUGGCGACGUCCAUCUCGGUAUAUCUGGUGAGAAACUUGAAAAUAUAGUUAUGGCAUGGAGUGGUUGCUAUGUACCAACAAGUUUAAAAAGCAGCACAUCAUUGAAGAUAUUUGCUCCAAAUCUUAAAAAUCUGAAAUGGGACGGCAAUUUAAGAAAUAGCCAAGAUCUGGGAAAAUUAAAGAGUUUGGAAAGAGUUGAGAUUUGUUUAAAGCCUCAGAAAAAUGAGUUUGGCAAAUUAGUUGAGGUUCUUUGCAGUAUAUGCUCGGCAAAAGUUCUUAUUAUACACGCGAAGACCAUUAAGGCUCUGUACAAGGAAGGCUCCACACCAACACUAAUAUUGGAUAAUAUUUGUAACUUGAGUAUACAUUGUGAGAGUUUGAAUAACAAGCUUGUACCUGCAUUGGUCUCUCUUCUUCGGAGAAUGCCUAAUUUGAAUAUUUUGUGCAUAAAGACUAGGUGUGAGAACUUGAUUCCGAGAACAGCAAGUCGCUUUGGUAAUGAAUACUGGGAACGGCAAAACCUAGCUUUCAUUCAUCAGCUUAAGGAGGUAAGCAUAGAGAAUUCCUAUGGAUCUAAUGAAAUCGAGUUUGCAAGAUAUAUUCUCGAGCAUGCUCAAAAUUUGAAGAAAAUGGUCAUUGUUCAUCGGGAUGAUGACGCUCCAUCGAAAGUUGCUGGGAUGGUGAGUAGGAGCAAGAUGAUUUCCACUGCCUCGGUUCUCAUUCGGCAGGAUCCACACCAGAUUUACAAAUUUCGUGGUCGGGGAUCCUGCGAUUCAUACUGGGGACCGGAUAUAUUGAAAUCUGGGAUAGUGACUCUGAGAUCUUCGAUAGCGACUCAGAGUUCAAUGUUUUAGCAAACAAGAGGUUUGUUUGGGAUCGAAAAGGAAGAAUGUUUAUUUAUUUUUAAAAUAAAAAAACAAUAUGUAUGUCCUUAACAGUUUGGACGAGUAGAAAUUAAACUCAAGAUGCAACUAAGAAUCAGUUUUUGAAAUCAAACUCAAGAUUGGAUUACA